AUGACUGUGCAACUUCGAAUCGCGACAGACGCCGAUGCUGAAGCGAUUGCAACGCUGGCCGCAGACGCAUUUCACCCAGAUACGGACACCAUAAGCCGCCGAUUGUUUCCACAACAUCUGCAGCCAGCCAACUGUGCAGCGGGAGACACGCUGCGGCUAUGGAGACUGGCGCGAAAGUCCAUCAAGUUGACCGACAAGAGAAUCAAUUUGAUAGUUGCCGUCGAUGAUGAUUUGCGAGGUCAAAUUGUCGGGUUUGCUCUGUGGGAAAUUCCCGCACCAAAUGCAUCGGAUAGCGAGUUGCUCCCUUCAGCAGUAUCCUCGCCCGGCUUGGAUGAGGGCGCGUUUGAGGAGAUGCAAAGAAUACUCGUAAACCAUGUUCGCAAACACUUUGGGGACCAAGGGACAAGCAAUAUGUGGCAGUAUAACGUUGCUCAUGUCUUGAACAGCUUGCUGCCACGUGGAAGACCCAGGACUCGGGGUGAUCGGGAUCCCGACGGAUUUGCCGCACGAUUGCACACCGAACCUCAAAUAAUGGGAACUUUGCUUGCUAACUCUUCAUCUCAGAAUGGCGUCAAUAAUGGAGCUUUUACGGUUGCCUCGGCGUCCAAAUUGCUCCAACUAGGCAACAAAAUUCUCCAAGCCAAGGGCCAACCGACCAACCAGACGUGGAAUGCCCAAACAAACGCCCUAAAGCCUCCAAAAACGAGCAGUGGUAUCACGCUAGGGUACGAUGGCAUGAACAACAGCGUCGUGUCCAAACCGGCGGAUGUUGUCCUUAUAGCACAUUCACUUGCCUAUGGCGGGACAACCUUCAACUCUGCAAACAAGCUUCAGGAUCUGUAA
Metarhizium robertsii ARSEF 23 is the source of this 843-nucleotide messenger RNA. Its product is annotated as Acyl-CoA N-acyltransferase. Gene Ontology annotation, biological process: carbohydrate metabolic process. The transcript is spliced from 3 exons. The record is from RefSeq and is a predicted model, not a curated record. Lineage: Eukaryota; Fungi; Ascomycota; Sordariomycetes; Hypocreales; Clavicipitaceae. The coding region runs from base 1 to 843 and encodes 280 amino acids.